UGCAGAUCUCGUAUUGAUCUUGGUAUCCUACUUGACGGCAGUGGCAGUCGGUAUAGAUUCAGCCAAGUCCUUUACCUCGCACGAUUGAUCAUCAGAUAUUUUGACAUUUCUAGGAUCUAUACUCGUGUUGGUAUCAUUGCGUAUUCAAACACUCCAAUUCCGGUGUCUAAUUUCCGUACCUUCUCGCGCAAAUACGAUUUGUUAAAGGCAGUGAAAAAGAUCGGCUUUCCUCGCGGACGAUCGUAUACAGGACGCGCGUUGCGCUUUGCUAAGAGAUAUUUGUAUACCGGGUCACGAUCGUCUUCUCGAGCCAGAGUCCUUGUAGUUGUCACUGGUAGUAGAUCCUCCGAUGGUGUCGCGCGGCCUGCCGAGAUGCUCAGGCAAGCUGGGGUCGAGAUAUUCGCGGUUGGAAUGGGUGGCAGGACCAGCAUGACCUCUUUGUCUACCAUAGCGAAUGACCGUUACCACGUGUUCACUGGUGUGAGAUUGAGAAUUACAACCAGCCUGCCAAAACUUGUGGCAAAGAUAUGUGCAGCUACUCCAAAACCGACACCAACGAGGAGUAAGUAAACAGAAAGCAAUAAUCGAUGUAAUUCAUAUUACGAACGGAAACUAAGAAUCACAGUUAUACAGAUCUUUAUCCUUUUUAGGACUUUUAUAUAUUGGGGCAAACGUGCAAGUUCUUAACCGCUAAAAAUUUUACACAACCUGCACAUUUUGCAUUCGUUUUAUCGAUGAUUUAAGACGAUGAAUAGCCUCAAAAAUCCAGUUCUUUUGAUGUGCAUCUCUUCAAAAGAGAAAGAGAGGAAUGAAGUUUGUAACGUUGUAGCUACAUCAUGUUUCAAUAGAAUUUACUGUUGUACUGACGUUUCAUGUUUUCUUUGAUUCCAGAGCCUGGCCCAUAUGUGACAAAAAAACCAUCACCAAAGAUUGGUAAGAAAAUGUUAUUAUGUGACAGUUUCCCUCGGGUAACUAAUUAUUUCCAACAAUUCACUACUUGUGUAGAUGUGGUUGGAACUUAGUCCUAAUAGACCAGUGUUUGUACGUCUUGUAAUUGGCAGAUGGGAGAGGGGGGGGGGGGUUUGCCCAUGUUUUCUAUCUUUUUUACUGUGGUAAACCAGCCAUUACACACUGACUCUAUAUUCCCUCUUUGCUAAUAUUAUGAUUUUUACAUGGCAUUGUCAUUGACAGAGGCAAACUAAUGUGAUUUGUGAAAAAUAUCACACUCAUUAUUACUUUUAAUUAUACUAUUGGCUUAAUAAUCCGAUUACGUUUGUUUUCACUCCAACAGAGCCACCACCGGCUAUGGGCGUAUACCCAUUAAAUGGCAUAGAACGUGGAAAAGACAAAGGCCCCUUUAAAAAUCCGCCUGCAAGACUUGUCAAUGUCGUUUCUAAGAACGGACCUGACGGGCUUCCAGCUGGUUCUUACCAACUGCAAGGAUUUGCCAACAGCUUUAUUUACUUCCCAAAUACCGGACGGUUGGAUACACAUAGCUCAAUCACCAUCCUUCUGUGGCUCUACCCAGAAAGUGCUGGACCGAUAUUCCAUUACUAUCCCAGGGGUAUCGGUGUCAAUCUCCGUAUGAUUAGCCGUAGGGUAAUCCGUGCGGAGUUUGUGACUCGCAACCGGAGAAAAUCGUUCAAGAUCUCUAGGAGAAUACGUUCCCGAGUGUGGAACUACAUUGCUGCUACUUACGAUCAGAAAACUGGCUUGGCAACCUUGUGGUUGGAUGCUAUUCCAAUCACUCAACGAAAUAUCGGGAGGAUUCGACUGGCCACAAAUUACCCAGCUAUUUCAGGACGAAGGCCCGGUGACCCUAGACAUUUCAGAGGUCGCAUCUCGUGUCUUCAUAUUUACAAUCUUGCACUUAACUCUUAUCAGAUAAGGAGGCUCAAGAGAUUUUGCUUCCGCGCAAGUAAGUUGGUAUAUUUUAUCUGACAUCACUAGUGUAAACGAUUCGCGUCGUGAAGUCCUCCAGAAAAGUACAAAUCAUUUAACAAGCGGCAGGAAACUUAUAAUUCACUACGCCUGUUUCGAUCCGCACUGAAAAUUUUUUCUGGUACAUUUUUCGUAUCUUCAACUGAUACUCAGUGAAUACAUUUUCAACCAAGUUUGCUGCACACAGUUCAAAUGGUGUGAAGUAGAUAGAUACUUAAGAUACCGAUUUAGAGCUCAGCACUUCGUCGGGGCCGUUUGCAUGCAUACUUCUGCUGACUUACUUAAAGAUCUUGUACCUUUAACAAUUGUCCAUUUCUUUUUUAGGACCUGUGACACCGAAACCAACGCCAGGUACGUUAAAAAAAUGUUCUGAAUAA
Pocillopora meandrina is the source of this 2318-nucleotide messenger RNA. Lineage: Eukaryota; Metazoa; Cnidaria; Anthozoa; Scleractinia; Pocilloporidae. The record is from the annotation of a GenBank genome assembly.